CUAUUUUUGGGAUCGUCCUUAACGAAGAUGGAGAACUCUUAAUUGAAAGAAGGAUGUCUCUUUUAUAGGAUACCUCUACUAGGAACUUUACAUAUUGAGGAAUAGAUACAUGUGGUUCUGGAGACAUGUAUAUAGGAGAAGCAUAUAUAUGCACUUUUCCUAAUAUAUGCUUUUAUCAAGCAGCAUGAGAAAUGGAGAACUGAUAAACAAGGUAAAGACCUUUGAACUGAAAUUGCUAGUUCCCCAGACCCCAGAGUCUUCUGCCUAGUUUGGCAUCACUAAAGGGAUAGUGACUGGGGCAAAAACUAAUAUUUUUGACACUGACUGGGGCAAAAACUAAUAUUUUUGACACUGACUGGGGCAAAUACUAUACAUGAUGUAAGCCGAAAAUAAGCCGGCUGAGGAACACCCCUCAUAUGACAUUUGGCAUUACCCAAGCUCCAAAUUAUGUAUCUGCCUCGGACAGAUUCUACUUCAUCAUCUCCAGCAAAAUAUAAAGUAUGGCGUGCAUAAGCUUAAUCUUGGUCAGGUUUGUCAUCCUCGUCCUCGCCGUUGUUGCAUCUCUCGGCGUCGGCGCCGCUGCCGCAGUUGGCAAGCAGGACAAGUUCCUGGCUCCAGUGCAUCCUUCCUGCUCGACCAGUGGCAACUACACCGAUGGCAGCCAGUUCAAGAAGAACCUCGACGAGCUCCUUGCCGCCCUCCCCGCGGCCGCCAGCAGGAACGACGGGUUCUACAUCGGCACUGUGGGGGACUCGGGAUCUCCCGACCAGGUCUUCACCCUCAUCAUGUGCUAUGCCGACCACGACGCGGCGGAGUGCCUGGAAUGCCUCACCGGAGCGCCGGCGGGGAUCAUGGCCUUGUGCCCUGGCAGCCGGGACGUGCGCGCGGCAUACGAUGCGUGCAUACUCCGGUACUCCCCGGUGUCGCCCUUUGCAUCCACGGCCGACCUCGAGAUCCCUUUCUACGUGAAGUACACCGCUCCCAUCCUAGUUGAUCCGGUGGCCAUGGCCAGGGCGUGGCUUCCGCUGAUGGCCGACCUCACGGGACAGGCCGCUGGGUCGCUGGCGCGGGCAGCGAGUGGGAGCACACCGUACGAUGCUUCGUGGCGGGUGUUCGGGCUGGCGCAGUGCACGAGGAACCUCAACGCGAGCGAGUGCAGCCGGUGCCUCUCCUCCUUGGUCGGCAAACUGCCGGAGCUGUUCCAGAACGAGACCGGUGGCGCCGUCAAGGCAUACAGCUGCUACGUGCACUACCAGAUCGGCCCCUUUGAGAUAACCCUUCCACCUGCAUCAGAACCACCGCCGCAGUCGUCUCCAAAGCCCGGAGAAGCAUCGUCUUCUUCAAGAACAAGGCUCCUGAUCGGCAGCUCCAUUGGUACCGUGUCGUUCUUGAUCAUUCUGGUUGGUGUCUUGGUCUGUCUCCUUGUCCGACGACGGCAAAAGCACCCAAUCACUGCCAAUAAGCAGGCAAAGGGGCAAGAGCCGGAAGAUGGCAAAUUCUCCGACGGCGACGACCCAGCCAUGGAAGACGACUUCGAGAAAGGGACUGGGCCCAAGAGAUUUCGCUACGUUGAGCUGGCCAUCGCAACCGACAACUUCUCUGACGAGAAGAAGCUCGGGGAAGGAGGUUUCGGCUCCGUGUACAGAGGGUACCUCAAGGAGUCGAACCUUGAGGUGGCCAUCAAGAGAGUAUCCAAAGGUUCCAAGCAAGGGAAGAAAGAGUAUGCUUCCGAGGUGACAAUUAUAAGCAGACUCCGGCACCGAAACCUGGUGCAGCUCAUCGGCUGGUGCCACGGCGGUGGCGAGCUGCUCCUUGUCUACGAGCUGAUGCCCAAGGGCAGCCUUGACACGCACCUCUACGGCGGCAAGAACGCAGCCGUGCUGCCAUGGCCGGUCAGGCAUGAGAUCGUGCUUGGACUGGGCUCUGCCCUCCUGUAUCUAAACCAAGAGUGGGAGCAGUGCGUCCUGCACAGAGACAUCAAACCAAGCAACAUCAUGCUGGACGCCUCCUUUGCUGCCAAGCUCGGCGACUUCGGGCUUGCCAGGCUCGUUGACCAUGGCCGAGGCUCGCACACCACGGUGCUCGCCGGCACGAUGGGAUACAUGGACCCGGAAUGCAUGACCACCGGCCGGACCAGCGCCGAGUCGGACGUGUACAGCUUCGGUGUCGUGCUCCUCGAGAUUGCCUGCGGCAGGCGGCCUCUGGCAGUGGCAGAAGAGGAGCAGAUGGCCCACCUGGCUCAGCGGGUCUGGGCAUCAUACGGCGUGGGAAGGGUUCUUGAUGCCGCUGACGCGCGGCUGGAGGGGGAGUUUGACGCCGAGGAGGUGGAGCGUGUGAUGGUCGUCGGGCUCUGGUGCGCGCACCCUGACCGGAGCCUCAGGCCGUCCAUCAGGCAGGCCGUCGGUGUGCUGCGGCGCGAGCAGCCUCUGCCGACCCUACCGGAGAGGAUGCCGGUGGCAACUUUCUUGUACGUGCCCCUACUGGUUGAUGGUUCAAGUUCCACGUUGUCUACUGGUGUCACCGGCGCUGGCGGCAGUGGCAGCAGCGGAACUGACACGACGGCGGAGAAGUCGAUGUCGAUGCGAAGCAACACGGUAGUGGAUGGACAAAUCACUGGACGCUAAAUGUUGUAAAGGGACAAAUUGAUACGCUCAGUUUGCUAACACGAAGUAAUUUGUUAAUUAUCCUAAUUUCUGAUUAUUCCAUUAAAAUUGAGCUAUUGUGAUAGUAAAAAA
Molecule: messenger RNA, 2735 nt
Organism: Aegilops tauschii subsp. strangulata
Lineage: Eukaryota; Viridiplantae; Streptophyta; Magnoliopsida; Poales; Poaceae
Product: L-type lectin-domain containing receptor kinase IX.1
Biological process (GO): protein phosphorylation
Molecular function (GO): ATP binding; protein kinase activity
Source: RefSeq, a predicted model, not a curated record